AUGUCGCGGGUGUCCCAACCGCCGCUGAUGCUUGGCGAACGGCCACCGCCGCCCCAUGGUGGAGACGGAAACAUGAGCUUUCGUCAGGUUCCUUACGUGAGCGUGUAUGCACGCGUGGAGAAGGGCGCCGCGGUCCGCAAACACCUUCGCAAGUACCUCGAGUCGAGCGCCGCCUCGCACGCUGCCAUGUCCCAACACUUGCUCAACGACGCGCACGUGGCGUCGAUGCAGCCGGACGAAAUAUCCAAGACGUGCAUGGACGACGUGUUUCGCAUGCUGCACAAGUAUAACCAUACUGUUGGGACGAAAAGCCUGGAGGUCAGCAAGACGCUAAUGGAUCUCGCCGCGCCGCUCGACAACUCGGGCAAGUUGCGCAAGUGGAACAAAGACACAUACAAUCUCAUUCAAAAAUGCGUCCAGGAUGUCACGGCCGCGGACAAGAAGAUGGUCCGACUCCAUGCGUGCACCCCGUUCAUGAACCUCACGUUCUCCGUGUCGUCAUUCUUGCACAGGAACGAGCAAUUGCUCGGCGCGCUAAGGCCAUCGAAGAUCACAUGCACUGGCAACGUGUUGUUGAAGCCAACAAAGCGACUCUGA
Aphanomyces invadans is the source of this 597-nucleotide messenger RNA. RefSeq lists its product as hypothetical. NCBI's taxonomy places the organism in Eukaryota, Oomycota, Saprolegniomycetes, Saprolegniales, Verrucalvaceae. The coding region runs from base 1 to 597 and encodes 198 amino acids. The transcript has 2 exons. The record is from RefSeq and is a predicted model, not a curated record.